Messenger RNA from Myiozetetes cayanensis, 681 nucleotides. Its product is annotated as cyclin-dependent kinase 20-like. Gene Ontology annotation, biological process: protein phosphorylation. The coding region runs from base 1 to 681 and encodes 226 amino acids. The record is from RefSeq and is a predicted model, not a curated record. The transcript has 6 exons. NCBI's taxonomy places the organism in Eukaryota, Metazoa, Chordata, Aves, Passeriformes, Tyrannidae. Gene Ontology annotation, molecular function: ATP binding; cyclin-dependent protein serine/threonine kinase activity. Gene Ontology annotation, cellular component: nucleus.
AUGACCCUGCGGGGGCUGCGCCACGUGCACGGCCAGCACCUCCUGCACAGGGACCUCAAACCUGCCAACCUGCUCCUGGGCGGCGCCGGCGCCUCAAGCUGGCGGUUCGGGCUCCCAGGGUGGUACCGGGCCCCGGAGCUGCUCUACGGGGCGCGCAGCUACGACGAGGGCGUCGACCUCUGGGCCGUGGGGUGCAUUUUUGGGGAGCUGCUGACCCUGUCCCCCCUUUUCCCGGGGGAGAACGACAUCGAACAGCUCUGCUGUGUCCUGAGGGCACUGGGGACACCCAGCACCACGGACUGGCCGGAACUGGCCCACCUGCCCGACUACCCCAAGCUGCGGUUCCGCCCGCGGGCUGCGGCGCCGCUGGAGCUGCUGGUGCCGGGGGCUGAGCCCGCUGCCCUCGACCUGCUGGGGGCGCUGCUGCGGUCCCCCCCCCGCCUGCGGCCACGGGCACACCAGGCCCUGCUGCACCCUUCUCUCUUCGGCCCCCACCAACUGACCCCACCCCCACCCCGGGGCCCGGACCACCCCGACUUCAGCCUGGACACCCCUGGAGCUGCCCCCACGGGGGCCCUGGGACCCCUCCCCACAUGGGGGACCCCAGUGACCCCCGAGCAGGAGACCCCUCUGACCCCCACGGGGGCUCUGGGACCCCUCCCCACGUGGGGACCCCAGUGA